Messenger RNA from Cimex lectularius (bed bug), 2250 nucleotides. RefSeq names its product serine/threonine-protein kinase DCLK2-like. The coding region runs from base 437 to 2194 and encodes 585 amino acids. Lineage: Eukaryota; Metazoa; Arthropoda; Insecta; Hemiptera; Cimicidae. Gene Ontology annotation, molecular function: ATP binding; protein kinase activity. The record is from RefSeq and is a predicted model, not a curated record. The transcript has 8 exons. Gene Ontology annotation, biological process: intracellular signal transduction; protein phosphorylation.
AUAUGUUUUGGCAAUUUUAAAAUAUAAAAAAAAACCCAGCCUCCCAAUUUUUUUAUUCCCUUUUCCUUUCUUUUUCCAAUUUCCCUUUGGCCGUCCGCCCCGUCUGUAAAUUGCUAAUACCAAAUCUGAAUUCCCCGGAUCGACGAUUGGACCAGCACUGGCCGCAGGUGAGGUUCGACCCUCGGUGGUUCACUUUAAUGACUGUCCGAAUUUCCUCGGCCGCCGUCCUUUCGACAGGAAAAUACAGGACAAAUAGUUUUUUUUUUUAAAUCAAUUUUACCGUUUUUUCAACGUUCAACUGCUCUUCCUGCGAAACCCGGCUGUGAUAUUCGUUUCUUUUAACCGGACGGCUGAAAUGUUAAUAGUCCGCCCUCUCUGAGGACCUUAGUCUCGCCUUCGGUGCGUUUAUUUCCGUUUUCAUAGUGCUCAAGAAGUAAUGCCUCUUUUAGUCGCAUCAAAUGAUCAGCCCAUAAGAAACACAUCAAAACUAGACAGGUUUAUGCCUAACAACUCGAUAGAUAUUCCAAAACAUGUUGCGGACAUGGUUAUACAGCAGAACUCGCCCGUUAAAGCGAGGAAGGCGAAAAGGAUACGAUUUUUUGCAAACGGGGACAGGUUUAGCAAAGGCGUUGUCAUAGCAAUAACUCCGGAGAGGUACAGGUCUUUCGACAGCCUGCUGAACGAACUCACAAGAUCUCUCUCCAACAAUGUCAAUUUAGCAACCGGAGUCAGAGUGAUAUUUACAAUGGACGGAAGGAAGAUUUAUAACCUUGAAGAACUCGAGGAUGGAAAGUUGUAUGUCUGCUCCGGCCAAGGCGAGUCCUUCAAAAAGGUCGACUACACAUCAUCUCUACCUCACCCACCAAAACUAAAACCCGCAAGAUCUUUUACACGCCUCACGUCUGCCAACGUCCAGAACUUAGUACUUAAAGGGACCAACUCAACGGUUCAUCCGAGAAUAAUUAUCGUAAUAAGAAACGGAAACAGGCCGAGGAAAGUUUUUAGGCUUUUGCUGAGCAAAAGAAACGCUCCUUCCUUUGACCACGCUUUAUCUAGCAUUACAGAUCUAGUAAAACUUGACACAGGUGCUGUUAGGAAAAUAUACUCAGCGCAGGGGCUUCAAAUAACAAACCUAGAUGAAUUUUUUGAUUCGGAUGAUAUCUUCUUCGCAUACGGUUCAGAAAGGCUGAAUAUGGACGAUUUUGAAUUAGAUUACGAAGAGCUAAAAUCUGUCCAGUCGAUUGCUAAAGGUCUGCGCAAAAAUGGAGAGUUAAAAUCUGGAACUUACAGCAUUGACAAAUUUGGUAAAGGGAUUCCAAAGCUUCCAAAUAAGACCAAAGCUCUGAAGGAACAAAAAAGGCCCGACUCCUCGUCGAACAUCUCAUCGAGAGUCUUGGCAAAAUACAACGUCGGUCAGGUGAUCGGUGAUGGAAAUUUUGCCAUCGUUAGAAAAUGCACUGAAAAGAGCAAGAAUUUGGAAUACGCUUUGAAAAUAAUUGAUAAAUCAAAAUGUGUUGGGAAAGAGCAGAUGAUAGAAAAUGAAGUUGCAAUUCUCAGGAUUGUGAAACAUCCCAAUAUAAUACAGCUGGUGGCAGAAUAUGACACCCCAACUGAGCUCUACUUGGUUAUGGAAUUAGUUAAGGGUGGAGAUUUGUUUGAUGCAAUAUCCAGGGCUGUGAAAUUCCCAGAGUCAGAUGCUCAAAUAAUGACACAGAACCUUGCAUCAGCUCUGGCAUAUUUGCACGAGCAGAGCAUCGUUCACAGAGACAUAAAGCCAGAAAACUUAUUAGUUGAAAUGGAAGGCGACAGGUUGAAGACGUUGAAAGUCGGGGAUUUUGGGCUGGCGCAGAAAGUGACAGGACCUCUCUGCACCAUCUGCGGCACGCCGACGUAUGUUGCACCUGAAAUACUCACUGAAAACGGCUACGGCCUCGAGAUCGAUGUCUGGGCGAUGGGCGUCAUCCUGUACAUAAUGCUCUGUGGCUUUCCUCCCUUUGUCAGCGCCAACAACAACCAAGAAGAACUCUUUGACGACAUCCUCAGCGGACAGUACGGCUUUCCAGCGCCAUACUGGGAUGACGUGUCUGAUCUUGCCAAGGACCUUAUAUCUCACAUGCUCCAGUCAAACCCUCAGCUCAGGUUCACAGCGGAAGAUGUCCUUGACCAUCCCUGGUUUGAGACUUCAGACAAUUAGCAUUUCCGGAAUAAACGAUUUUGUGUUUAAACCAAUUUUUUUUUUUUUUUUUUCAA